This is a messenger RNA of Zootoca vivipara (common lizard), 2565 nucleotides long. NCBI's taxonomy places the organism in Eukaryota, Metazoa, Chordata, Lepidosauria, Squamata, Lacertidae. The record is from RefSeq and is a predicted model, not a curated record.
CCUAUUAUUCACAAAUAUUAUCAGUCGGGAGACCUCAUCAUUGCUGGCAUUAUUUCUCAGAUCUACAUAUCUUCAAGCACUAUAUCCUUUGAAAAACACCCAGCUCAAGAACUUUCUGAUGAACACAUGGUCCUGACUCAGAACUACCAGCACAUCCUGGCCUUGGCAUUUGCUGUGAAGGAGAUCAAUGCAAACACCCAAAUCUUGCGCAAUGUCACCCUUGGAUUCCACAUCUAUAACAGUCAUUUCAGUGCCAGCUGGACCUAUCAAGCCUCCAUCGAACUACUCUCCAGACGGGCCAAGUUCAUCCCUAACUACAAGUGUGAUGUUGAGAAUACUCCAGUAGGAGUCAUCGGGGGCCCAAACUCUGAUAUCUGUCUUCACAUGGCAACUAUCCUGUGCAUGUACAAGAUGCCACAACUCAUAUAUGGCUCUUCUCCAGUCAUGAAUGACGAAACUCAAGCGGUUUUCUUCCACCAGAUGUUCCCAAAUGGUGCCUUUCAUUACAAGGGAAUUCUCCACCUACUUCUGCAUUUCUCAUGGACAUGGAUUGGAGUUGUUUCCCAGGUUGAUAACAAUACAGAGAGGUUUACAGAGAUCAUAAUUCCUCUGCUUUCCCAGGGUGGCAUCUGCUUUGACUUCAUAGAAAAAAUCCCCAAAAUAACUUCUUCCAGUGGCUUUGGAGACAUGGUAGGAGAGGGUUUAAAGACACUAAAUGUUAUUAUGUCAAGUACUGCCCAUGUUGUGCUUCUGCAUGGAGAAAUUCAGACCAUGACGCUUUUUAGAGUAAUGCCCCCAAUUGCAGAAAUGGGGAAUAUGCCAUUGAUGACAAGAGCUAUAAUUUGGGUUAUGACAGCCCAGAUGGAUUUCACAUCCUUCCCCUUCCUAAGAAAUUGGGACAUAGAUUAUCUCCAUGGUGCUUUGUCCCUUUUAAUUCAUUCAAAGGAGGUGCUACAUUUCCACACAUUUCUUCAGAACAGAACCCCUGCUUCAGAAGAAGAAGAUGGCUUCAUCAGGGAGUUCUGGGAAGAAUCAUUUGAGUGUUCAUUUCCCAGUUCUGCAGCACACAAGAUGGACAGGAAAAGGUGUUCUGGGAAUGAGAGGCUGGAGAUGCUUCCUGUUUCUGUGUUUGAAAUGGGCAUGACUGCUCAUAGUUACAGCGUCUACAAUGCAGUCUAUGCAAUAGCACACAGUGUGCAUGCCAGCUAUUUAUCACAAUUCAAAUACAAAGGAAUGUCAUAUGGUGGAAGGUGGAAGCUUCUGAAAGCACAACAGUGGCAGCUCCACCACAUUCUCAGAAGUAUUUCAUUUAACAGCAGUGUGGGGGAAAUGGUGUCCUUUGAUCAAAAUGGGGAAUUGGCUGCUGGCUUUGACAUUAUAAACUGGGUCACAUUCCCAAACCAGACCUUCUUCAGAGUUAAAGUUGGAAAGAUAGACCCUCUGACUCUCCAAGAUAAGAAAGAUGCUGUGACCUCCCUGGACAAAGUCUUUACCAUUCAUGAGGAUCUCAUCUUAUGGCCCAAACAGUUUAACCAGUCACAGCCACUUUCCAUGUGCAAUGACCACUGCCAUCCAGGUUAUAGUAGGACCAAGAAAGAAGGGGAACCAUUUUGCUGCUACGAUUGCUUUCCAUGUCCAGAGGGGAAGAUCUCAAACCAGAAAGACAUGGACGACUGUUUAGAAUGCCCUGGAGAUCAAUAUGCAAACAAUGAACAGGAUGGCUGCCUCCCCAAAGACAAAACAUUCUUGUCUUAUGGAGAACCAUUGGGGAUCAGUUUGGCCACAUUUUCCCUCUUCUUUUCCUUCAUCACAGCUUUGGUGCUUCAAAUAUUCAUGAAGCACAGAGAUACUCCCAUAGUUAAAGCCAACAACCGCAACCUAACUUAUAUUCUCCUCGUUUUCCUCUUGCUCUCCUUCCUUUGUGCUCUGCUCUUCAUCGGCCAGCCUGAGGAAGUGACCUGCCUCCUUCGACAAACUGCUUUUGGAAUGAUCUUCUCAGUGGCAAUUUCUUGCAUAUUGGCCAAAACUGCCAUUGUGGUUCUAGCUUUCAUGGCCACCAAGCCAGGGUCCCGAAUGAGGAAGUGGGUAGAGAAGCCAUUGGGCACAUCAAUUGUUUUUUCCUCCUUCCUUAUGCAAGUGACAAUUUGUACUGUGUGGCUGGCAACCUCUCCCCCAUUUCCAGACGUUGACAUGCACUCAAUGACUGAAGAAAUAAUACUAGAAUGUAAUGAAGGCUCCACUCUUAUGUUUUAUUGUGUCCUGGGAUUCAUGGGUUUGCUGGCCAUUGUGAGCUUCACGGUGGCUUUCCUAGCCAGGAAGCUGCCUGACAGUUUCAAUGAAGCCAAAUUCAUCACCUUCAGCAUGUUGGUCUUUUGUAGUGUGUGGCUCUCCUUCGUUCCAACCUACUUGAGCACCAAGGGCAAAUACAUGGUGGCUGUGGAGGUCUUCUCCAUCUUGGCCUCCAGUUUUGGGUUACUGGGCUGCAUCUUUUCCCCCAAGUGCUAUCUUAUUUUACUGAGGCCUGAGCUGAACAGCAGGGAGCAGCUAAUAAGAAGACAGUUUUAA